AUGACGGUAUUUACAAAAGUUAAAAAAACACCUGAAGUGAAGAAAGCAUUGAGAUCAAAUGAAUCUGCAACAAUUUGCGUUGAUUCAGCUGUUUAUCAACGUGAUGAAAUGGGAACAUUUGCCCGAAUACGACAAUAUAAAAAAAUUACAAGUUUAUGCAUGAUAUUUUUACUACUUUGGUUAUUAGUAGCAUCAUUUAUGGCUGGCACAUUUUUCUAUCGUCAAUUUCAUCGUCGUCCAACAUAUUAUGGUUGGUGUGGAACGAGUUUCAUUCAACGUGGUCGUAAUGAACAUAUGGAAGAAAGUGUGGAAAUUAAUCCUGAUGAAUAUUAUGAAAGGAUUAGUGUACCACGAUUUGGUUCAAAUCGUCCAGCAGUAUUUGUGCAUGAUUUUAGAAAGAAUUUAACAGCGAUAGUUGAUUUGUUAUCAAAUCGUUGUUUUAUCAAAAAAUUGGAUCGAACGGUUGUUUCAGCACCAACAAAUCUUAUUGAUUUCAUCGAAAAAAUGAAGAAAGGAUUCUAUAAGAAUCCAGCAGUUGUCAGGAGAACUUAUCGAAUAACCGGUCGGAUUGAUGGUCGUGAUAUUGAAAAUUUGCAAUCACCAAUGAUCAGUCAUCACUGUCAACAACGGACCAUCUUUGAACUUAACGAAGCUUCCAAAUCUAUGGGACGCCAACAAUGGCGUAGACACAAACGAGAAGUGUCUGAAUCACUGCAAUUUGCUGUCCUAAGUGGUCAAGCAGUUGAAAUGGAUAAAAUUAUAAUUGAAUGA
This is a messenger RNA of Cercopithifilaria johnstoni, 771 nucleotides long. The record is from the annotation of a GenBank genome assembly. Lineage: Eukaryota; Metazoa; Nematoda; Chromadorea; Rhabditida; Onchocercidae.